AACCCUUUCUUAUUCUCAGGACUCGUCUUAUUCUUUCGUUGUUGCUAAUGUCGAUGUGGGCGAGCGCAGAAGGAGGAGCUCAGGAGGUGACCCUGGAGACCUCCAUGGGCGCUUUCACCGUUGAGCUUUACUACAAGCACGCGCCCAGGACUUGCAGGAACUUCGUCGAGCUCUCUCGCCGUGGCUACUACAACAAUGUCAAGUUCCACAGGAUCAUCAAGGAUUUCAUAGUGCAAGGUGGUGAUCCUACUGGGACUGGAAGGGGUGGUGAAUCCAUUUAUGGAGCGAAAUUUGAGGAUGAGAUCAGACCGGAGCUGAAGCAUACGGGGGCUGGAAUCUUGUCCAUGGCGAAUGCUGGUCCGAAUACCAAUGGAAGCCAGUUCUUUAUCACACUUGCUCCCUGUGCUUCGCUAGAUGGAAAGCACACAAUAUUUGGAAGAGUGUGCAGUGGAAUGGAAAUCAUCAAAAGACUCGGUAGUGUCCAAACUGAUAAUAGUGAUAGGCCAGUGCAUGAUGUGAAGAUACUGCGGACAUCUAUCAAGGAUUGAAAAUAGCAAAGCUGCUGGAGAUUACAAUCUCUCACCUAUGAGUUGAUGUCAUGGCAACAACUUGAUUGAUUGUAUCAUAAACUGACGAAUGAAGAUGAAUGAAUAUCUUCAUUUCAGUUGCUUACAAGAACACUAAUGGUGAAAAUGGAAAAGGUGUUAUUGGUGUGUACCUCCCUCCUUUCGACACAUUUUGCUGAUCUGUAUUAAACUGUUUUAACAUCGAAAUUUAGAUAAUUCAGUAUAUUAUGAGUAUUUGGAAAUUUAA
Molecule: messenger RNA, 813 nt
Organism: Argentina anserina (silverweed cinquefoil)
Lineage: Eukaryota; Viridiplantae; Streptophyta; Magnoliopsida; Rosales; Rosaceae
Product: peptidyl-prolyl cis-trans isomerase CYP18-2
Exons: 6
Coding region: 48-548 (166 amino acids)
Biological process (GO): protein peptidyl-prolyl isomerization; protein folding
Cellular component (GO): catalytic step 2 spliceosome
Molecular function (GO): peptidyl-prolyl cis-trans isomerase activity
Source: RefSeq, a predicted model, not a curated record